GACUUCCGGCCGGCGGCGCUGGGCGGGGGGCGCGCAGCCGCCGCUCCCCUCCCCCGGCACCGAAACCCCCCCCCGCUGCCACCGCUCCAGGCCCGGUUCGGCCCGGCGGCAGCCGCAGCGCUCGCCUCGUCCUCCGGGGCAGCUGUCAGCCCCGGUGCCUCCCCGUACCCCCGGGGCUCUCUGCCCCACGGGCCCCCAUAGCCCAGCACGGCGGCAGGGGGGGCCAAGCGUGGUCGAAGAGCAGCCCCCCCCCUCCCCCCCAUCCCCACCCCUCUCCCCCGUGUUCCCCGCCUCCCUCACGGGCCUGGUGACCCCCGCACAUCCCCACUGCCGGAGCGCGGAGUGCUGCGGGGGUACCGGGGGGUGCCCGUAGAGCCCCCCCAUCCUCCAGCCGGGAAGGACUGGGGGGGGCAGCGGGGACUAAAGUGGGGACGUAGAGGGGGGGCUUGACCUGAGAGGAGCCCCCCCUCCCUCCCCCCGCUUCGGGUAGGGGCUCCCCCCAGCAGCAAUGGAGAUGCAGAAGGGGAAGGGGGGAGCGGCAGGAGGAGGAGGAGGAGGAGGCAAGUUGCUGCUCUCCACCCUUCUGGAUGCCAAGGAUGAGUUGGAGGAGAGGCUGGAGAGGUGCGUGGGCAUCGUGACUUCGCUGACCAACGGGCUGUCGGAGCGAGAGGCCAACGAUGCCCUGAAUGCACACAUAUGCAAAGGAGCCUCCCAACACGAGGAGAUCUGCCUGGGCCUUUUCACUCUGGUCCUGACCGAACCCACUCAGGCACAGAAGUGCUACCGGGACCUGGCCCUGGUGAGCAGAGAUGGAAUGAACAUCGUCCUCAACAAGAUCAACCAGAUCCUCAUGGAGAAGUACCUGAAGCUGCAGGAUACCUGUCGCACCCAGCUGCUGUGGCUGCUGAGGGAGCUGGUGAAGAGCGGCGUGCUCGGCGCCGACGGCGUCUGCAUGACCUUCAUGAAGCAGAUUGCAGGGGGGGAUGUGACAGCAAAGAACAUCUGGCUGGCAGAGAACGUCCUGGAGAUCCUGACGGAGCAGAGGGAAUGGGUACUGAAGAGCAGCAUCCUGAUAGCCAUGGCUGUGUACACCUACCUGCGGCUCAUCGUGGACCAUCACGGCACGGCGCCGCUGCAGGCGCUGCGUCAGAAGGAGGUGGAUUUUUGCAUCUCCCUCCUCCGGGAACGGUUCAUGGAUUGCUUCAUGAUCGGCCGCGACCUCGUGCGGCUCCUGCAGAACGUGGCCAGGAUCCCUGAGUUCGAGCAGCUCUGGAAGGACAUCAUCCACAACCCACAGGUGCUCAGCACGCAGUUCACAGGUGUCCUACAGCUCCUCCAGUCCAGGACCUCGCGCAAAUUCCUGGCGUGCCGCCUCACCCCCGACAUGGAGACCAAACUGCUCUUCAUGACCUCGAGGGUGCGGUUCGGGCAGCAGAAGCGGUACCAGGACUGGUUCCAGAGGCAAUACCUGUCCACCCCCGACAGCCAGUCCCUGCGCUGCGACCUCAUCCGUUACAUCUGCGGCGUGGUGCACCCGUCCAACGAGGUGCUCAGCUCCGACAUCCUGCCUCGCUGGGCCAUCAUCGGCUGGCUGCUCACCACCUGCACGUCCAACGUUGCUGCUUCCAAUGCCAAACUGGCUCUGUUCUACGAUUGGCUCUUCUUCAACCCUGAGAAGGACAGCAUCAUGAACAUAGAGCCUGCCAUCCUUGUGAUGCAUCACUCCAUGAAGCCUCACCCUGCCAUCACCGCCACGCUGCUGGAUUUCAUGUGCCGGAUCAUUCCCAAUUUUUACCCCCCUCUGGAAGCUCACGUUCGCCAGGGGGUCUUCAACUCCCUCACCCACAUCGUGGAGAAGCGCGUCCUCGCCCACCUGGCUCCUCUCUUUGACAACCCCAAGCUGGACAAGGAGCUCCGAGCCAUGCUGAGGGAGAAGUUCCCAGAGUUCUGCAGCUCCCCCUCGCCCCCCAUCGAAGUCAAAAUCGAGGAGCCCGUUUCCAUGGAGAUGGACAAUCACAUGUCAGACAAAGAUGACAGUUGCUAUGACAACGCCGAGGCCGCCUUCAGUGAUGAUGAAGAGGACCUGAACAGCAAAGGGAAGAAAAGGGAGUUCAGGUUUCAUCCGAUCAAAGAAACCAUCGUGGAGGAACCCGUGGACAUCACGCCGUUCCUGGACCAGCUGGACGAGUCUCUGAAGGACAAAGUGCUGCAGCUGCAGAAGGGGAGCGAUACGGAAGCUCAGUGUGAGGUCAUGCAGGAAAUCGUGGAUCAAGUCCUGGAGGAGGACUUUGACUCCGAGCAGCUCUCAGUGCUUGCCUCCUGCCUCCAGGAGCUCUUUAAGGCUCACUUCCGCGGGGAGGUUUUGCCGGAAGAGAUCACAGAGGAGUCUCUGGAGGAGUCGGUGGGGAAACCGCUCUACCUCAUCUUCAGGAACCUGUGCCAGAUGCAGGAGGACAACAGCGGCUUCUCCCUGCUGCUGGAUCUCCUGUCGGAGCUCUACCAGAAGCAGCCCAAAAUCGGGUACCACCUCCUCUAUUACCUAAAAGCCAGCAAAGCAGCAGCAGGGAAGAUGAACCUUUACGAGUCCUUCGCUCAGGCCACGCAGCUGGGGGACCUGCACACGUGUCUGAUGAUGGACAUGAAGGCCUGCCAGGAGGACGACGUGCGCCUGCUCUGCUACCUCACCCCGUCCAUCUACACCGAGUUCCCAGACGAGACGCUGCGCAGCGGCGAGCUGCUCAACAUGAUCGUGGCCGUCAUCGACUCGGCGCAGCUGCAGGAGUUGGUUUGCCACGUGAUGAUGGGGAACCUCGUCAUGUUCCGCAAGGAUUCCGUGCUCAACAUCCUCAUUCAGAGCCUGGAUUGGGAGACCUUUGAGCAGUACUGCACGUGGCAGCUCUUCCUGGCGCACAGCAUCCCCUUGGAGGCCAUCAUCCCCAUCCUGCAGCACCUCAAGUACAAAGAGCACCCCGAGGCUCUCUCCUGUUUGCUGCUGCAGCUGCGCCGAGAGAAGCCCAGCGAGGAGAUGGUGAAGAUGGUGCUGAGCCGCCCGUGCCACCCCGACGAUCAGUUCACCACCAGCAUCCUGCGGCACUGGGGGCUGAAGCACGACGACCUGCUGGCCGAGCACAUCAAGGCGCUGCUCAUCAAGAACAACAGCCUGCCCAGGAAGAGGCAGAGGACCAACGGGCGCUCGCGCUCUGCCCCCAGCCUGCGCAGCUCCAGCAGCAAACUGGCCCAGCUCACCCUGGAGCAGAUCCUGGAGCACCUGGACAGCCUGCGCCUCAACCUGGCCAACACCAAGCAGAACUUUUUCAGCCAGACGCCCAUCCUGCAGGCCCUGCAGCACGUCCAGGCCAGCUGCGACGAGGCGCAUAAGAUGAAGUUCAGCGACCUUUUCUCCCUGGCUGAGGAAUACGAGGAUUCGUCCAGCAAACCCCCCAAGAGCCGCCGCAAGGCCGCCCUCGCCAGCCCCCGCAGCCGCAAGAGCGCCGCGCAGCCCCCCAACAACGAGGAGGAGUCGGCGUCCAGCAGCGCCUCGGAGGAGGAGGACACCAAACCCAAACCCACCAAGCGGAAGCGGAAGGGCUCCUCGGCCGUGGGCUCCGACAGCGACUGAGAUGCCGCGGGGCAGAGCGGCUCCCGCUGCGCUGCUCCGCGCCCCCUUUGGAGCGGCGCCCCCUGGUGGCGGGGGGUGGAACCGC
Tympanuchus pallidicinctus (lesser prairie-chicken) is the source of this 3704-nucleotide messenger RNA. It is a transcript of the gene INTS3, whose product is annotated as integrator complex subunit 3. Lineage: Eukaryota; Metazoa; Chordata; Aves; Galliformes; Phasianidae. Gene Ontology annotation, cellular component: cytoplasm. The record is from RefSeq and is a predicted model, not a curated record. Bases 509 to 3619 code for a protein of 1036 amino acids. The transcript is spliced from 30 exons.